GGUUGUAAACAUAACCAAAUUAUUAGUGAUUGUUAGUUUGUGGUUGGAGGUAACGUUUCGGUGCCUGCAAGCAGGAAAAACGAAAUACAGAUAUGAAUGAUAAGAUCGAUAAGAUGGUCCCGCCUUUAAAUUACGAGGUUAUGGAAGUUAUUUUUCCACAUAUAAAUGGAAAAUUACUUGCACGUUGUGAACAAGUAUGCAAGUUGUGGAAGGAGGUGGUCCAAAGUCUGUCGAAGCGAACUCACAUUUGGAAAACUUGCUGUGAGAAGGAGAUUGAUGAAGAUGUAAGAAUAGAACUGUUGAACAGCUGUUACCCAAGAUGGCAUAUCAUGUGUCCUAGCGAUUCUGAAUGGCGAGUAGUCUACAGAACAUGGUGUGAAUGGCACCAUGUCGGAAGGUGGCCACAUAUCACAAAAAAUGUGUGUGGAGAUUUCAAUCUAGAAGCAGUGACCUGCAUGAAGAUAUCAGGAAGAUAUAUUAUUUCAGGUCAUACAAAUGGUGGUGUAUAUUUUUGGAAUUCCAAUAAUUGUGUUAAGGUAGCAUCCCAUAUGACACAUGUCAUAGAUCUUGGUGUGAUGGUUUUCAAUGGAGAAUGCAGAAAUGAUUCACCUCAGAUGAAACAUGACUUGGUAGUAUCAGUGUCAUAUGGCCAUAAUAUUCAACUAAAUCCACUGGGAUUCAAAUACAAAGAGCUGUGUGGAUUUCCUGUUGUUGUUGAAGAGGACUUUGAGGCUGUGAUAACACUCCGGACCUUUGGGAACAUUUUUGUUUCCCUGACCAGUACUGGAAGUGUUUCAAUAUGGCAACUGAAUGCUUCUCCUUGCAACACAAAUGUUCCUGAAAUAAUUAAAUUACACACAGUACGAAUGGCUCGGCCUCAUAUUCAAGCUGUCACCAUUUGGGGCAACAAAACUAUUCAGGUGUCUGCACUGGCACAUACUGGACUGUGCAGUCCCAUUUUUCGUGGAGGUGAUUCAGGCUCCUAUGAACUGCUUCAAGAUGGAGCAUUUCGACAGUUUUCAUCGCCAGACACGUGGAAAGAAAUACGAAGCAGAAAAAUUUUGAAGGUCUUUCUUUGGAGAUAUGGGAUCAGCAUUUUGCUUACUGAUCAGCAUUUCAUGUAUACCAGUGUAAAUGGUUGUAGACCAGUAAAGUACAAUACUAUGCCAUAUCUUCAUUCAUAUCCCAUCACAGUGCUACUGUAUGGAGAAAUUCUGUUGCUGGGUAUGGAAUGUGGAACUUUGUACAUGUACCUGCUCUCUCAUAUAACAGACCUGUUGACGUUGAAUCUGGCGCAAGUGUACUGGAAGCACUCACUUGGCCAACACCCAAUUAUAGCUCUCGAUAUAGCUGAAACAAGUGAUGGUCCUGUCAUAGCAGCCACAACACGUUACACCAUAUAUCGCAUACUUUUCAUCCCACCUCGAUUACGCUAAGUGAAUUUAUUUUAAUAAUAUGCUGCCCCAUAGUGGGACAGGUUUUUAAGUUCCAAAUUCAAACAGAAGAGAUUUUAGUUAAAUAUCCAUACAUUACAUUCCUUUCAGUAUUAGACCUCUGCUAUGUAUAUUACAUAACAUAAUCCUUCUGUCACUGUAGAGAUCUUCUAAAACAUCUUUCCCUUUUUGCUAGUUAUUUCCUGUACUUUUUCAGAAUACUGUCAGAUCUCAUCCGCUGAAUAUUUUCUUUCCAGUUUCUUCUGUAUUCUGUAAAUUCUGUUAUUCAUGGAAUUUGUCAGUCUCUCAUAAUUUCAUUCCUUUUAUGGUCUGAAAGGGUGUAUUGUGCACUCCUGCUGAUGCCCAUGCAAACAAAUGCAACUCAUUGUUUGUAUUGUGAACAUUUGAUUAACAGAUUUUGUAUUUGGAAGACUAGUAUCUCUUCUAGUAUGCAUAAUGAUUUCUUUCUACGAUAAUUUGCAAAGCUAUGUCUCACACAGAGAGGCAUAAUAUUCAUACCAUGUUUCUUGUGUACUGUAAUAAGAGUAUUUCCUUGGGAACAUGUUUGUUUGCGAAGGCAUUACUCAGUUACAGCUGCAUAUAAUUUCUUUUUAAGAAUCUGCUGCCAAGCAGCAGAUGUUGUUUCAUUGUUUCAAGGCUGUUACCCACUAACAGGUCUAAAUGCUACAACAUUUUCCUUUAAACUGUCCAUCAAGGCACUUGCAGUGCAAUUGUAAAAUCAUACUUGACUCAUUUUGUCUCUUCACAUCAUGUCACAUGACAAAUAACUUCACGCCAUUCUGGAUAUAGCGAAUUUAUUCCACAGUUUAAAACUUCACAAAUACUGCCAUCUGCAGUAUCACAAUUAAUUCUCCAUUCACUCUGGCGAAUGCUAGACUGCAACUGCCCUCGGGAACUUCACGAUCCACGCUGUGUCACUCCUGAUCACACACUCUCGUCACAUACUGCUCAACCAGCUUCUUAUACCGUUCCCUGUUGCCUGUGUCAACAGCGGUGUCCCAUGUUACAUCACCACGGGGGAGGGAGGGGAGUGUUGACUGGCCUGUUACCAUAGCAGCAGAAGCUGUUAUGUCACCGCUGGCAGGGGAGGGGGUGUCCUGC
This is a messenger RNA of Cryptotermes secundus, 2555 nucleotides long. RefSeq lists its product as uncharacterized. Lineage: Eukaryota; Metazoa; Arthropoda; Insecta; Blattodea; Kalotermitidae. Gene Ontology annotation, molecular function: protein binding. The record is from RefSeq and is a predicted model, not a curated record. The coding region runs from base 93 to 1436 and encodes 447 amino acids. The transcript is spliced from 7 exons.